ACAGGGAGAGAGUUUGAGCGCACGAAGUUUCUGAAUGACAGCAAAGUACACCCUGGAUCUCCUCUCGGCCGGAGGGAAACGUCCCGUUACAAGCCUUGCGUUUUCACACAAACUUCCCCACUCUCUCAACAGCAACCGGGGGGACGAAGACACGUUUAAGAAACCAAAGAACUAACAAAAAAAAAUCGGGAGAAAUACACUCUUUUUUUUACUUUUUAUUUACAGGUGGCCCCUGACGUCACACGAGGUCGCAGUACGCCCAAAAAUAAUAACACACCUCCGCUGCACAAGCAAGUGCCUCCCCCGGGGGGGUGGGGGGGGGGUUCUAGUCCCAAACACACCGGCGUGCUGGGAUCCUGCUCGGUGUGUGUUUGAGUCGUAACGAGGAAAGAAAGAAAAAAAAAAAAACAAGGCGCUUCUUCCUCGCAUUGCGCGUCAUUCAAACAGGACUCAGUGUACCGCUUUUCUCUCUGUUGCAUUAGUAAUAACAGCGGCGUUGACGAGAGACAGCAGGAGAGAGUGCGCGUCUCCGACAGCGGUGCCCAGCGGAGGAAUAUUUGGCUGAUUUGAGCCUCUCUUGUUAUUUACUGUGCGGCUUGUUGUGCGUUUUCUCCGCGGCAUGGUGAACUUGGACGGUCACGUGCGAACAUCUUCGGAAGUGUAGAGGACACCGACGUCUCACCUGGCGCGUCCCCGCGACUCCACCGUGAGGGAAAUAUACCUGCCAUUAUUUUUCUGCGUGAGUUGACACCGCUGGACUCCUACCCACCCUUCCCUGUGACAGACUUCAACAACAGCAAGUUUUCUCCCUCAGGGAUGAAAUAUGCACACUCUGCACCCGUAGAAAAAAGCAGACAGCAAGCAGUGUGAAGUACAAAGUGGUUUUAAAUCAUGAUGAUGCAGGAGUCGGCCACAGAGACAAUAAGCAACAGUUCAAUGAGUCAAAAUGGAAUGAGCACCCUAAGCAGCAGCCAAUUAGAGGCUGGCAGUAGAGAUGGGAGAUCAAGCGCUGGUGACACAAGCAGCGAAGUAAGCACAGUCGAGCUGCUGCAUCUGCAACAACAGCAGGCACUACAAGCAGCGAGACAAUUACUCUUGCAGCAGUCAGGCAGUGGCCUGAAAUCUCCAAAGAGCCAGGACAAGCAGCGUCCACUGCAGGUUCCAGUGUCAGUGGCCAUGAUGAGUCCCCAGGUGAUCACGCCACAACAGAUGCAGCAGAUCCUCCAGCAGCAGGUGCUCUCCCCCCAGCAGCUCCAGGCCCUCCUCCAGCAACAGCAGGCUGUAAUGCUGCAGCAGCAACACCUGCAGGAGUUUUAUAAGAAACAGCAGGAGCAGCUUCAUCUGCAGCUUCUCCAGCAACAGCACCCUGGCAAGCAGGUUAAAGAGCAACAGCAGCAGCAGCAGCAGCAGCAACAGCAGCAGCAGCUGGCCGCCCAGCAGCUCGUCUUCCAGCAGCAGCUCCUGCAGAUGCAGCAGCUCCAGCAGCAGCAGCACCUGCUCAACAUGCAGCGGCAGGGCCUGCUCUCACUGCCAGGGCCUGCUCCAGGCCAGGCCGCCCUGCCCGGACAGACCCUGCCCCCACCAGGUGGCUUGAGCCCCGCUGAACUCCAGCAGUUGUGGAAGGAUGUGACCGGUGGCGGAGGCGGCGGCGGCCACGCCAUGGAGGAAAACGGCCUCAAACACAGCGGCAGCGGCACCGGGAACCACGUGAGCGGCAGCGGCGGUUUAGAUCUCUCCACAAACAACACCUCUUCAACUACCUCCUCCUCCAAUCCCGCCAAAGCAUCGCCACCCAUCCCUCAUCACUCCAUCACCAACGGACAGUCGCCCGCUCUCAACCACAGAAGAGAGCGAGAACGGGAGCGAGAGAGUUCACUACAUGAAGAAAACGGAGGAACCCACCCCCUGUAUGGUCAUGGUGUGUGCAAGUGGCCUGGCUGUGAGAACAUCUGUGAGGACUUUGGACAGUUUUUAAAGCACCUAAACAGCGAGCAUGCCCUCGAUGAUCGGAGCACAGCCCAGUGUCGAGUCCAGAUGCAAGUCGUACAGCAGCUUGAAAUACAACUUUCUAAAGAACGUGAGCGUCUUCAGGCGAUGAUGACCCACUUGCACAUGCGGCCCUCAGAACCCAAGUCAUCUCCCAAACCACUCAACUUGGUGUCCAGCGUCACCAUGUCCAAGAACCUGCCCUCGGUAUCACCCCCCAACUUACCUCAGACCCCCACCACGCCCACGGCCCCCAUCACGCCCAUGGCUGCCAUGCCUCAGGUGCCAUCCGUCCUGGGAGGAGCCAACGUCCCCAGCAUGGGGGCCAUGCGCAGACGCCACUCCGACAAAUACUCCAUGCCUCUGUCGUCGGGUGGUGAUACAGUAUUUAUUUUUCCAGAGAUUGCCCCAAACUACGAGUUUUAUAAGAACGCAGAUGUCAGACCGCCAUUUACUUAUGCAACCCUCAUAAGACAGGCCAUCAUGGACUCUGCCGACAUGCAGUUAACGCUCAAUGAAAUCUACAGCUGGUUCACGCGCACGUUCGCCUACUUCAGACGCAACGCAGCGACCUGGAAGAACGCCGUCCGCCACAAUCUCAGCCUGCACAAGUGCUUCGUGCGCGUGGAGAACGUGAAGGGGGCAGUGUGGACCGUGGACGAGGUGGAGUACCAGAAACGCAGGUCGCAGAAGAUCACAGGAAGUCCAUCUCUCGUCAAGAACCUACCCUCGAGUCUGGGCUAUGGAACUGCACUAAACGCCAGCUUACAGGCCGCCCUGGCGGAGUCCUCCCUGCCUUUGCUCGGCACCCCGGGACUCAUGAGCGCCGCGGGGCCGAUGGGAGGCAACUGCCACGGCCUCCUCGGCGGAGACCUGUCCGGACACACCGGAGGAAGUCCGCCCGGACUGUUAGGCGGGAGCCCCCCCGGCAUGCUGGGCGGCAGCCCCCCGAUCACGCUGAGCGGCAGCCCCCCGACAUUGUUGCAGUCCUCCCACGAGGAGUUCAACGGCUCACUCGACCACCUGGACACCAACGGACACAGCAGCCCCGGAUACUCCCCUCCGGUACACAUGCCAGCUAUUCGUGUGAAGGAGGAGCCCCUCAAUAUGGAUGACGAUGACUGUCCGAUGUCACUCGUGACGACAGCCAAUCACAGUCCAGAGCUGGACGACGACCGGGAGCUGGAGGAAGGCAACCUAUCGGAUGACCUGGAGUGACUAGGAUACCGUUUUUGGUCGACGUAUCCCUUCACCCAACAGCACUGUUUCUCUCACACAGACCUACCAGACUAAAAAAAAAGAAAACAACAAAAAAAAAACAACCACUCCACAGUCCAAGCAACCACAGCUGACCGUCUUUGUCUCCCUCACCACUGAGACUAUUUAUUGAGCAUGUAUCCGGACAGAGACCAAUCCAAAGGAACUCUUUGUUGCAGCCCUUCUGGAUCCCCAAACAAGACAGACGCGAGAGGUCUGUUUUAAAAUAAUUAACUCUCCGAGAGCUGUUUCUUUAGGGGUGGCCUGGCCACGUACAGUACAAGGAUGAUGGACUCAUGAACGGCGGGAAGAAACAUGAGACAAAUAAGCAAAUCAUGUUCCGUUGAAAGCUAGCGGCCUCAUAUACUGCCAAAAAGGAAAACAUUUUAUGUUUGUGAAUAAUCCAACCCACAGUAGUUGUUAACGUCCAGAGACAAUUGCUGGUUCAAUUCAAGUUGUUGCUCUGUUAUCAUUUGCACAGGAGUAGUCUCAGAAGUUUGUGUCACUGCCUGUAUGUUGCUACUAUUAUAAAGAAAAAAAACAAUGUAUUAUUUUUACCUUUUUAAUUUUUUUACCAUUGUUAGUUUCCAAAUAUGAGUUUAUUUUUACUUUUCUUUGGCACCACCAACUGUAAAUGCCAUCCCCUGAAUCAUGCCAGAAAUGAAACUGCGGUACCAAGACUGUUGUUACAGCUGUCCAAAAAAAAAAAAAAAAAGGAAGGGAAGAAAAAAAAAGGAAAAGGAAAAGUUGACUUCCAGUGUAUCUCUCUGUGAUUAAAAGUUUGGAAAUUAAGUUGGGGAAACAAUAAUAGCACCAUUUACAAAACAAAUGCAUUCCCGCAUAAUUUUCCUCUUGCUGUUCUCCUUACCUCCGAGUUUUAAAGCUUUGUCUACCUGCUAACAGUCACAGGCAACUGCUAGAAACCAAAGCCAACACGAGCAAUGGCCAAUAGCUUACAGACAGAAGCCACCAAACUCCUCUUGGUCGCCUUCUGUGACUUUAAAUGAGUACAAAGAGAAGCUUUCGUUCCGCAAACUACCUUGGAAUAACCUCUGGGAUUGUUUCAUUUAGCCCUAUACAAAGAUGAUCAUAACAAAGAGCGCAGAUAGAAACGCUGACUUUUUAUUUGUAAUAUGAGAACUCAUAAAUUGUCCACUUUGGAGAUUUUUCUGCCAGAUGUCCUGCAGGUGUGAGAUUUGAUCUGGAGGCAUUUUACGCUGCUGAGUUCACUGGUAGAGAGCAGCUAACUUUAAAAGUGGACCAAGACCAAAACAAAGCAUUCGUGUAUUCAGUGGAAGUGCAGAAAAACUUUGUGUCGUUGUGAAGUUGUUUUUUUUUUUUUUCUUUUGCGUUGCUCAUUACACGUCAGAAGUCUUUUCUUUUCCAUUUCCCUUUCCUUUAAAAGUGGGACUGUCAACGUUGUCAUGUUUUACUACCGUGGCGGAUUCGUUCGGAGCAGCAUCGGAAGCGUAACUGAAAACAUCCUUAACCAAACAUGAAAAUAUCUAGUAAAGCCAAAUAAGUCAUAAUAAUUUCAAGUUGAUAUGAAAUGAUGUGGCUUGGUUCUCAUGUAAAAGCAAAUACUAGUAGCCAUCGCCGAAGAGGAAAUCUAAAGUCAAAGGUAAAUUUGCUUUAAUUUCAUUAAACACUCAUUUGUGUGGAUCACAGGUACAGGUACAACUGAUGUACGGUGUUUAGAUUUGUGAGCAGCUUUUUAUAACACACAGCAUUUACAGUCUCGCGACGGAGAAGGAGUAGUGGCAGAAACUGCAUCCCGUCAUUUUCCUCUCAGCCUAUAACAUCGAGAAAAAGUGUUUGUUGCUUUAAAGGUCAUUUCUGUUUUCAGUAAACCAAAGUUACACAAAAUUCUGCCUCCUUUUGCAUGGGAUAACGAAAAGAAAAGUCCUGAAACAGCCACACAAACACUAACAUACAGGCACACGCACACACAGAUCCUCAAUUUUGUCGUUUUGGCUCUUUAGCUGCAAAUAAAAGAGAACAAAAAAACAAAAGAUGCCGUCAAAUAACUUGGUUUUGACCAAAAUGGAAACACACUGUGUUGGAAGUAGCUGGAAGAGCUUUAAAUGUAGAUUAAUGCAGCACCAUGCAAACGCACACACACACACACACACACACACACCUCAUCGAGAGGAUCCCGGGCCCAGGAACCAAACUUAUCCCUACAAUACGGAGCCAGAGUCAGCAAAACGUCUGAAAGACGACAUCCUUAAUAACUUUAUCACACCAAAUAAUAAAAAAAGGACGCUGUGUCUUUCAAAAGAAAAAAAAAAGAAAAAGUAAGGGUUCUCCCACUUACCCAAAAAAGCUUUGUGAAAGCUUCUACCUCUGCACAACAAAUUCAGAACAAUUACGACGGAUUGCACGAGUUAUGAGAGCGCCACACUUUACUGCGCUUGUCUCACAGGACGUGGCUCGAACCAACGUUUACAUUCCCUGCGUCAAGAUGGAAGAUUCGCAUUGUAAUAGGUUCUCCGCAAACAUUUGUAGAAUGAUGAUGUAUAGAUUACCUGUAAGGGAAUAUUGUGUUUUAAAAAUGCAUGUCUAAAAAUCAUUUGGUGGACUGGAAACAAGAACUAAUAAAAAGAAUAUAAUAAAAACCACGGGGAUGAUGGCCUAAAUGUACAAUGCAUAGGAGUGAGUUACCUCAGAUGUACUGUUUGGGGAGGGAUAAAAACCUGUCAGCCACAGAAUGCGUAUUACCUGUAGAUUUGCAUGGGUUUUGUAUAAAUUAAGUAAAAAAAAACUAAAAAAAAAAAAAAAAGUCUAAAAUAGUUGCUUGCACAUAAAUACCAGAAAGACCUCCAGAACUGCGAUCUGCUCCUCCACUAGAUUUUAGGAUUGUCUGGAUUUUCUGGGUUUGAUUUUGUCUGUAUUUUGAUAACUGUGCAUACUUAUGUAAAAAGGAAAAAAAAACGUUGGUGGACCCAUAAAUUUACCAGACUUUUUUCUAAGAGGAAGAAAAAAAAAAAGAUCAGUGUUUCUUUUCUGACUUACCUGAAUUUUUACUGUUUCUCUCUCUCAUUGCUCGCUAAGAAUAGCAAAACCUGCUUUUUCUGCAUCUGCUUUGCGUAGCUGUAAGGCUUAACCUAAUGUGUGUAUUUAUUGCUUGUACCUCUGUGCAUACUUUAUGAAGCAUUAUGUCUGGCAGUUGAGUCAUGUAUCCUUUCUACUGCUAUCCUUCUCUAAUAUUUGAGAAUAUGAUCCCCCUAUGUAUACAGUAAAUUGGGACUGUAGCAAACAUGUUUAUGUAAUUGGUGAAAACUUUUUCUUUUUUUUGUUUUUUCUUUUUUUUUAAUUUCCUUUCCAUCAAGAUUCAACUACUUCUUUUGAUACUUCUAAUUACUGUGUACUGUGUCCAUACGUUAAAGGUUCUCUGACAUUAGAAGGUCAUGGUUGAGAAUUGUAACAGACAUUAUUUUCUGUAUUCAUGGCAUUUCACUGCUGAAUAAAAUAAAGGACCAAAACUUGGAA
This is a messenger RNA of Cololabis saira (Pacific saury), 6735 nucleotides long. It is a transcript of the gene foxp2, whose product is annotated as forkhead box P2. Gene Ontology annotation, cellular component: nucleus. The coding region runs from base 892 to 3204 and encodes 770 amino acids. Gene Ontology annotation, molecular function: RNA polymerase II cis-regulatory region sequence-specific DNA binding; DNA-binding transcription repressor activity, RNA polymerase II-specific. The transcript is spliced from 19 exons. Gene Ontology annotation, biological process: regulation of transcription by RNA polymerase II. The record is from RefSeq and is a predicted model, not a curated record. NCBI's taxonomy places the organism in Eukaryota, Metazoa, Chordata, Actinopteri, Beloniformes, Belonidae.